AUACACAUGUUCACCAAACCAGCUCAAACCCUUCCCCCACCCCAAAAUUUUUGGCAUGGAAUAAACUAAAAAGUAACUCUACUUGAAUUUUCUAAUUGGCAGGGGCAGGCCACUAGUAAUUGGGACGAAAUUUCCUCCCAACACAAAGAAUAGCUUCAAAGACUUCCAAGUCAACUUCAACAGGAGAAAACUUCAUUACUUCUGCUAAAUCUUACCCAGAACUUUUGUCAAGCUACCAUUCUUAAAUUCUUCAACACUAGAUCUUUUGCUUUCUACAUUUAGCAAAGGCUUUUGGGAAUUCUCUUCACCAAAUUAUAUAGGUUUUCUGACUGACUUGUAGGUGCUGCAAUGGCAAGAGAGUUGUCCACAUUGUUAUUAGCAGGAACUGCUACUGGGACAAUACAGCCUGUGACUGUAUGGAACGGAAUCAAAGUUGGGAAGAAAAUAAUAGAAUUUAUUGGUGAAGUUCCGGAGUGGAUUAACUAUAAUCAGAACCUUGAAAAUCAUCUCCAACUUCUUAAGAGGAAAACGGAAUUCUUAGAGAGUAGGGAAGCUGAUGUUGUAAUAGAGCUUAAAAACAUCGAGCAUCAGAGUGGCAGGAAGCGAAAAGAAGAAGUUAACCAUUGGUUGAGGAGGGUAAAGACUAAAGUUACUGAUGUAAGAAAAGUUGAUGAUGAUAUUAACACAGUGAGUUAUUUGCCAAGAUUUCUCUUUCGUGCAUGGUUAGGGAGUUGUAUAGGAAAGGAAAUCGAUCAAGUAAACGAUCUUGUACAGCAAGGUUCAUUUACUACGGGACUUCUACUUGAUGCACCCCGAGAUUGUGGAGGACCUUUAGUCACAAGUGACUUAAAGGGGGCAGUUGUGGUUCAAAAGUUGGAUGAAAUUUGGGGGCAUCUCAUCAGCCCUUUUACUGUAAGGAUUGGUGUUCAGGGACCUGCAGGAAUUGGGAAAACUGCUGUCAUGGCUCAUAUCUUUAACCGAUUAUGCUCAUCUUGUCGUGUUUUUUAUGUUAAUGUACCUCCAGACUUCAGUAUCUAUAACCUUCAAGCUUGCAUUGCGGAAGAAUUGAAGGUGGACCACCUACCACAAACAGAAGGAAGUGAAAUCAGGAGGGCAGCUAGGUUAUGCCAAGCAUUCAAAUCAAUGAAAGAAUUUGUUCUUAUUUUAGACGGAUUACCCAAGGACUUUGCUCCCGGAGAUUUAGGCAUCUCUUUGGAAGGAAACAAAGGGAAAAUAAUUGUGACAUCUCAAUGUCUUAAUGUUUGUAAAAGAAUGUUGUGUCAAGAAACUGUUGUGUUGGAAUCCCUGUCUCGAGAGGACUCAGAGAAUUUGUUCAUGGAGAAACUAGCAGCAGAUAGUCCUCUUUCUGAAGACAUUAGGAGUGUUGCUCGCGAUAUAAUUCAGAAAUGUAGUGGCAUACCAUCGAAAAUCAUCGAUAUGGCUGUCCAACUAAGAGGAGCUGAUGUAAAUGAGUGGCUGGACACAUCAUCUGAUAUGUGAAUUCACUCUUGCCAUUAAGAUGUAUUAGCCCUAUAAACACGCGAUGUGUUUGUCUAACAUUUGGAUAUCAGCUCUAAUACAAGUAUAUUUUAUUGUACUACGUAUUAAAACUUCUAAUAUUGGUUGAUUGUAGUUCAAAUAAUAACUUUUUUGACAAUAAAAUAACUAUGUUAAUGUUUUCUUGAA
Messenger RNA from Chenopodium quinoa (quinoa), 1686 nucleotides. RefSeq names its product probable disease resistance protein At1g12290. NCBI's taxonomy places the organism in Eukaryota, Viridiplantae, Streptophyta, Magnoliopsida, Caryophyllales, Amaranthaceae. Gene Ontology annotation, molecular function: ADP binding. The transcript is spliced from 3 exons. Bases 349 to 1500 code for a protein of 383 amino acids. The record is from RefSeq and is a predicted model, not a curated record.